Messenger RNA from [Torrubiella] hemipterigena, 768 nucleotides. Lineage: Eukaryota; Fungi; Ascomycota; Sordariomycetes; Hypocreales; Clavicipitaceae. The record is from the annotation of a GenBank genome assembly.
AUGGCCACAUACGGCUGGAAGCUUGAAAACUACAAAAGUUCUCCUGGUUACAAUGGAAUAGUGACAGGUGCAAACAAUUCACCUCUAACCGUCACCCUUACAAACAAUGCCAAAAACUACAACUGCACCGGCGUCGAGGUCAAUCUUAGCUACGACUAUCCGUCAUCGUCGCUAUACGCCAAUGUCAGUACGACUGACCUUUCAACCUACGAUGAGGUCAUUAUUGAAUACGACAUCUUUGUGAAAUCAGCUACGGUGGAAAAAUCGGACUGUAGCUGCUUGCAGGAUGGAAAAGCAACUUGCCCGAGUUGGUGGAAAACUCAAUUUACGACCGACAUAUUGUUUUACCAAGGCAAAAACAACCCACAGGAUUUUAACGUGAUUUCUAUUCGGCAUUUUGACCCUCAAAAAAACGGAAAGACAUACUUCAACGCGGCUGGUGGUCAUCGGUAUCAAUACAGCGACAACUUGGUGGCUCCAACGCCGGGCACCAAACAACAUGUUAAAUUAGAUGCGAAGCAUCUGAUUGCUUCCUAUAGCAGCGAGCUAUGCCAAGGUGGAACACUAAACGGGCCAAUAUAUCUUCGCAGCAUCCAGUUUGUAUCGAUUGCGACCGGUGGCAACAUGGAGGUUGAGCUUACAAACGUCAAGGCCAACGCUUUCAAGUACAAACCAGGAACAUUUACAUCAUCAUCAGUAUCCGCCGGCUGUACGCCAACCAACUGCGCAAUACAUCCAACGAAUACAAAAUUUGCGUGUGCCUCAUAG